Molecule: messenger RNA, 1332 nt
Organism: Paramecium sonneborni
Lineage: Eukaryota; Ciliophora; Oligohymenophorea; Peniculida; Parameciidae
Source: the annotation of a GenBank genome assembly
AUGCUAAAAUCUAUUCUAAGAGUUUCAUACAAAAUAGGAAUUAAUUCAUGUACUUUUUAAUAAUAAUAAAGAAUUAUAGUAAUUACCCAUUUAUUCAUCAGCUCUUUAAGCAUUAUUUUAGAAUGAAUAUGGAUAGGCACAAGAAUAUUUAUAAUAAUUAAAAUAAUAAGUAGAAAAUUUAUAGGACCCAAAUGCAACAUAAGAAGUCUUAGAUUUAUUUGUUUAAUUAUAUAAGCAAACAAAAAAUUACAAAGAUUUAAUAUCAAUCUAAGAAGAAUAAUUUUUUACUUAUCUGUCUAUGAAUUCUAUUUAUAAUGAAGAUAAUUCAGAAUCGUUAAAAGAAUUAUUUAGAUCUUAUAUUGAAUUUGAUCCAAAAAGAGGGCAAGCAAUGUUAUAAUUUUUAUAAGAGAAAGUUGAUGAAAUAAUCCCAUUAGGAUUUUAGAAAGAAUUUUUCACAUAUGGAGGAGUAAAGAUUUGAAAUAUAUCUAUAGACAUUAGAAUUACUUAAUAAAAAUUAUGAAAAUUCUUAAAAAUUAUUUAGUAGUGCUUAAGAUUCAGGAACAAAGGGUAAUUUAGCAGGUUUAUUUUAUUAUAAAUAAUUAGGAAUGUGUUUAAAUAAUUAAGUUAUCUUAUCUGAACUAAAUUUAGAUGGAGAAAUAUAGAAAUUAAAAGGAGAUUUUAAUGCCUUUUGUUAAUAGAAUAUAAAGAAUCUGUUAGAUGCAAUAAUUGCAUUUGAAUUAAAUUCUGUAGAAGAGAAUAAAAAAGAACUUUAUUAUUUAUAUAAAUUAAUUGAAUAAACUGAAGUAAAAAAUAGAAUAUAAAUAAUAAGUUAUAUAUUGAUAAGAAAGAGAUAAAUGCAAUUAUAAAUGGAACUUAAAUUAUAAAUCCAAAUUCUUAUGCAGUAAUAUUAAAUUUGAUAGAUUUAUUAAUUAAUCAUUAAUAUCCAGAUGUAAUAUAGAAUUUAUAAAUUAUGAUAGAAAGCUACUGCUUGGAUUAAAGUUAUUUUUAAAAAUAAAACAUAGAAUCCUAAUAUGAAUAUAAAAAGUUUUGGAAGAUCCCUAUUGUAAUAUGCUAAAAUAUCAAUGAUUGAUAAUAAGAUUAAUUAAGCUGAAACAAUUCUUUUGGAUUUUUUAAACAGUCAACAACCUAGACUCUCAUUUUUGUAGAUGAUGGGUUUAACUCAAUAUAGUCUAUUAUUAAAAACAGAAAAUAGAUAAUAUGAAGCAGAUUGUAAUCUUUUAGAAUUAUUUAGAAUAUGAAAAAUAAGCAUUAAACAUUUCAUCAAAAUUAAGUCCAACAUCAUAUAUUAGAGAAUAAAUUAUAUUAUUAUGA